Molecule: messenger RNA, 432 nt
Organism: Sinocyclocheilus anshuiensis
Lineage: Eukaryota; Metazoa; Chordata; Actinopteri; Cypriniformes; Cyprinidae
Product: poly(U)-specific endoribonuclease-B-like
Exons: 3
Coding region: 1-432 (143 amino acids)
Molecular function (GO): RNA endonuclease activity
Source: RefSeq, a predicted model, not a curated record
AUGUUUGACCCCCAAAGUCCAGUUCGACCGGACUCAUCUGGUUUCGAGCAUGUCUUUGUAGUAGAGACGAGAGGAGGUCAUACUGUCAUUGGCUUUCACAACUGGAUUCAGUUGUACUUACAAGAGAAACUAGGACACAUUGACUACAAAGGAUACAGUGUGAAUGCCAAAUCGCCACAGCCGGAUGAGAGCAAGCACAUUUUGGCUCUGCAGUUCAGCUGGAAGAAUGGAAUCAAGCCCAAAGGAAGCAUCUUCAUCGGUGUGAGCCCAGAGUUUGAGUUUGCUCUGUACACUCUGUGUUUCCUCACGUCUCCAAACGAGCGAGUCAAAGUCUCCUUCAACGUCUAUGAGGUGGAGAUCGUCUGUCACCACUACAACCAGAAGCACAUCGGCACCACCUAUCCUGUGCUCGUCAAAUACCUCAAUGUAUAA